Messenger RNA from Lycium ferocissimum, 1831 nucleotides. RefSeq lists its product as uncharacterized. Lineage: Eukaryota; Viridiplantae; Streptophyta; Magnoliopsida; Solanales; Solanaceae. The coding region runs from base 175 to 1485 and encodes 436 amino acids. The transcript has 4 exons. The record is from RefSeq and is a predicted model, not a curated record.
UUGUAGACAUGGGACACAAAUGUCAGUAUCACUAAUCUACAGCUCCUUUUUCGUCUUUGUACCCAUCCAUCAUCUUCAUUUCCAUCCCAUUUUCCUCACUCACUCACUCCAAACACUCUCACACUCACCUUCUGCAACUUCACACAAAAAACACACUCUUUUCUCUCUCUAAAAAUGGGUUCUCGAACCGGGUCACACCAGCUAAGCAACGGGUUAAUAGUCUCGGGUCGACCCGAGAAUCACAAGGAACGUCAACCCACAAUGGGUUCCCGGGCCGUGCCGUAUACCGGCGGCGACGUGAAGAAAUCCGGCGAGCUUGGGAAAAUGUACGGUGUUGGAAGUGGGGACCACCACCAUCCGGGCCCACCGCCAAUUCUGAAACCCUCAUCAAGAGGAUCAUCUGCAUCACAGCAUAACAGUGGAUCCGUGAGAUCCGGCCCGCAUUCCGGCCCGAUGGGCCACAAACUCACCAACUCCGGCUCGAUGCCGAAGAAAUCCUCGUCUUCUUCCGGUCAGCUGACUCCGAUUCAACCUACCGGUCUCAUUACAUCCGGUCCUUUGAGUUCCAAUAUCGGUCGGCGGUCAGGUCAGCUUGAACCGACCGGUUCGUUUAAGAAAGUUGUUUACGGUUCGUCGGUGACGAGUUUAACUGAUGAUGUAAAGAUGGGUUUUAGGGUUUCUAGGGUUGCAAUGUGGGUGAUUCUCAUAGUGGUGUUGAUGGGUUUGGUUGUGGGUGUGUUUCUGACGGUGGCGGUGAAAAAGGUAGUUAUUGUUGUUGCAUUUGCUGGAGUUUUAGCUCCAAUGGUGUUGAUAUUAAUUUGGAAUUUUGCGUAUAAAGAACGAGGGUUGUUGGGUUAUUUGAAGAGAUAUCCUGAUGCUGAGCUUAGAGGUGCCAUUGAUGGACAAUUUGUCAAGGUCACUGGGGUUGUCACUUGUGGAAGUAUCCCACUCGAAACUUCUUUUCAGCAGAUACCAAGAUGUGUAUAUGCUUCUACAGAACUGUACGAAUACAAAGGUUGGGGUGGAAAAUCAGCACAUCCUAGCCACCGUUGCUUCUCAUGGGGACGCAGGCAUUCAGAGAAACAUGUGGCUGAUUUCUAUAUCUCGGACUUCCAGUCUGGAUUAAGAGCUAUGGUGAAGGCAGGUUAUGGAGCAAAAGUUGUCCCAUUUGUCAAGCCAACCACAGCCAUUGACGUAACAAAGAGUAACAGAGAGUUGUCUCCCAACUUCCUGCGCUGGCUUGCUGAUCGCAGCCUCUCAAGUGAUGACCGCAUAAUGCGCCUCAAAGAAGGUUACAUCAAAGAAGGAAGCACCGUAAGUGUAAUGGGGGUUGUAAGACGCCAUGAGAAUGUCCUAAUGAUUGUUCCACCAGCAGAGCCUAUUUCGACCGGAUGUCAGUGGAUCCGUUUUCUGCUCCCUACUUACAUCGAAGGUCUCGUCUUGACGUGCGACGACAGCCAAAAUGCAGAUGUGAUCCCUGUGUAAGUUUGCUCGUAUAGUUUCAAUUUUGAUUUCUGAUGAGUCAUGGCGAAAGAGUUAAGCCGAUAGCAACGUGAGGCAGCAGAGCCUCCUUGGUUGUGCCCAUGCAAAGAUUCUCAUAGGGAACACGAGCAAGAGAAAACUGAAGAUCGUAGAUGUCUGAAGUCGAUUUUUCCCACGUUUUCACCAUUUUAGUUGAGAUCCAGAAGGAAGAGAAGUAAAAAUACAUUCUACCUUAUGCAGCUAGGCGUGUUGUAUGCUGCAGAUUUCAUUCUGGUUUGGUUCUAGCUACUUUAUUAUGUACAUAAACUAUCUAAGGUGUUUAUAUAUAUAUGUUCAUAUCUUGGCUCUA